Messenger RNA from Venturia canescens, 1738 nucleotides. Its product is annotated as protein yellow-like. The transcript has 6 exons. The record is from RefSeq and is a predicted model, not a curated record. Gene Ontology annotation, cellular component: extracellular region. Lineage: Eukaryota; Metazoa; Arthropoda; Insecta; Hymenoptera; Ichneumonidae. Bases 162 to 1481 code for a protein of 439 amino acids.
ACGUUCAGUUUCUCUUUGAACUUACCCACAGGGUCGUCAUUCCCCUUAUGGUUUCCACCCCAAUUUCGUAUUCCAUAUCCAGCGUGAUAUUUUUAUGACAAGCUGACUGCAAAUAAUAAAUAAAAAAUAUAAGCUGAUAGUUCAAUACAUUUGACGCGAGGAUGAAAUCACUUUCUGUCUCUCGUCCAAUGUGGACCAUUCUAAUCUUCAUCGUUAGUCUUGGAGUAUCAACGAUUAACUGCAGUUAUGGUGAACGACCAUGGGCCUCGCAAUUUGGAAGAGCACCAAUUCUUGAAAGGUUUUCGUGGAGAGUUCUCGAUUGGGCGUACCCGGAUGAAGCGAGCAGGCAAGCUGCCAUAGAGAGCGGUGACUUUGUACCCGAAAAUUCAAUCCCGGUUGGUCUGGAAGUAUGGAGAAACAAACUCUUUAUUGGUGUACCAAGAUGGAACAACGGAGUUCCAGCCACUCUAAAUUACAUAUCUCUCGACACGAAUCGUGGGGGAUCACCGAAAUUAACUCCUUAUCCAAAUUGGAGGCAAAAUGUUGCCGGAGCUUGCGGCACCGGACUGACCAAUGUAUACAGAAUGCAUGCUGACAAAUGCAACCGGCUUUGGAUUCUUGAUACUGGUACGAUAGGAAUCGGAAAUACAACAGUCCAAGCAUGUCCAUACACUCUCAACGUUUUUGAUCUGACGACUGAUAAAAUUUUGCGACAAUAUCAACUACGACCAGAAGAUAUAAAAUCGAGUACGUUUAUCGCUAACAUCGCAGUGGACAUGGGAAACGGUGGUUGUGACGACGUUUUCGCCUACCUGUCUGACGAGCUCGGUUACGGUCUGAUAGUCUAUGAUUGGAAAGAAAAUAAAUCUUGGCGACUGAGCCAUGGAUUCUUUUUCCCUGACCCAUUACUCGGUGAUUACAAUAUCGGAGGUUUGAAUUAUCAAUGGCCAGAUGAAGGAAUUUUCGGCAUGGCUCUCUCACCCAUUGCUAAUGACGGAUUUAGAACUCUGUUCUUUCAUCCUCUUAGUAGUAACCGAGAGUUCGCUGUUUCAACGAGAAUCCUCAGAGAUGAGAAUCUUUCAGCAAACAGCUAUCAUGAAUUCCAGGCACUCCCUGAGCGCUACAUGGGCCACUCAACAUCGGAAGUCAUGGACGAGAAUGGUCUUAUGUUGUUCAAUUUGAUUGAUCAGAAUGCUGUAGGUUGUUGGAAUUCUUUACUGCCUUAUAGUCCAAAUAAUCAUGGAAUAAUAGCCAGACACGACGAGGCCAUGCUGUUCCCUGCUGAUGUUAAGAUUGUUCGCGGUAUGGUGUGGAUGAUGUCAGAUCGUAUGCAUAGCUUCCUGUUAGACAAAAUGGACUUCACAGAUGUAAACUUCAGGAUCAUGACAGUACCAUUGCAAGACGCAAUUGCUGGUACAGUUUGUCAAAACACUCAGUGGAAAUAUGGAGCUUUGAACAAUGCACUCUUCUGGAAUCGAUGAUGAGAUGAAAGUCUCGUUAACUCAUAACAUUAUUACUAGUAAAUUGCUGAAUGAAAAAUGAACCUAUUAUCAGAUGACCAUACAUAUGUAACUGCUAUCGUGUAUGAUUCUCUCAGCCAGUUUCUAUUUUCUACAACUGUAACGAUUUAACAAUGCAGUUUUAUGCAAAUCCAAAGAUUCGCUUCGAAUGCUUGUCGAUGUAGCUCCCUGGAAUUGCAGAAAAUAAAUCAGAGCAGUACAUUGUUUUACCCCAACAA